GAGUUUGAAUAGGGUGAAUGGAGGAGUAGGGUUAGCCAUCGUCGUUGUGUGAGGUGAAGAAAGGCUGUCGGGAGCGAUACCUCGAGAGGAGGUCGUGAGAGGCUGACGAAGUAAAGCCUUCCCACCCGCCAUGUCGUUGCACGGGAAGCGCAAGGAGAUCUACAAGUACGAGGCUCCAUGGACCGUCUACGCCAUGAAUUGGAGUGUCAGGCCCGACAAGCGCUUUCGACUUGCCCUAGGCAGCUUCGUAGAAGAGUACAAUAACAAGGUUCAGCUUGUUGGGUUGGAUGAAGAAAGCUCUGAAUUCAUUUGCAGAAAUACUUUUGAUCACCCCUAUCCUACUACCAAGCUCAUGUGGAUACCAGAUACCAAAGGAGUUUAUCCAGACCUUUUGGCAACCAGUGGUGAUUAUCUGCGGGUGUGGAGAGUGGGUGAAACAGAGACCAGGCUAGAAUGUCUGCUGAACAACAAUAAGAAUUCUGAUUUUUGUGCUCCACUGACUUCCUUUGAUUGGAAUGAAGUGGAUCCUUAUCUCUUAGGUACUUCUAGCAUUGACACAACUUGUACUAUUUGGGGUUUGGAAACUGGCCAGGUCUUGGGAAGAGUGAAUUUAGUGUCUGGCCAUGUCAAGACUCAGUUGAUUGCCCAUGACAAAGAGGUCUAUGAUAUUGCAUUCAGCCGUGCAGGAGGUGGGAGAGACAUGUUUGCUUCUGUUGGUGCUGAUGGCUCAGUGAGGAUGUUUGACCUAAGGCACUUGGAACAUAGCACUAUUAUCUAUGAGGAUCCUCAGCACCAUCCUUUACUUCGCCUUUGCUGGAAUAAACAAGAUCCUAAUUACCUUGCAACAAUGGCAAUGGAUGGUAUGGAGGUGGUGAUUCUAGAUGUCAGAGUUCCUUGCACACCAGUUGCCAGGCUGAACAAUCAUCGAGCAUGUGUAAAUGGUAUUGCUUGGGCACCACAUUCUUCUUGCCAUAUCUGUACAGCAGCGGAUGACCAUCAAGCUCUCAUUUGGGAUAUCCAGCAAAUGCCUCGUGCCAUUGAGGACCCAAUUUUGGCUUACACAGCAGAAGGAGAAAUUAACAAUGUACAGUGGGCAUCAACCCAGCCGGACUGGAUAGCUAUCUGUUAUAACAAUUGUCUAGAAAUCCUGAGAGUGUAAAAAUAACUCGGUUAUGGGAAAUAAUGAAGCAGAUUGGUAGUCUUUCAGUCUUCUAAAGUUAAGAACAAAGUUGCAUUGAAACAGUGUCACUAGCUCUUAUUAACUUCUUCCAGGAAGACUUACAACUGAAGUUAAUGAGUAUAUAUGAUGAACUUCUUACCCAUCGUUUCCCUCUCUUACCUUCCCCACUCCAUGCCAAUGACUUAAAAAUGCAGGGAUAUCCUUGGUGUUUUAGAUCAUCUCAGAUUUUAUCAACAUAUUCAAUUAAAGUUAUGUAUAUAUUAUGGCCAUUUGUGUUGAGCAUUUUUAUUGCAAUGGCACUGAAUGCCAAUUAACAUUCUACCUGAAAUAAUUUGUUAUAGAUGCCUAAAAGCUAUUCAUUGUUAUAGCAGUCUAACAAUACCUUUUAUUAAAUAGUAUAUUCUUUUUCUCUCCCUCCCUGGUUCUAGGCAAUUUCUUUGAUACCAGUUAUGAGGUAUCAUAAUUAUCAGGGCUUCUAUGCAACUAAGCUCUGCUUUAGUUAAAAUUGUCCUUUGCCUAUAAGCAAGGACUUGUCCUUUGCAGGAUUUGUUGGAGGAUACAUUUUACUCCUGCAAAAAUAUCUUAGAUUGAAACUUUAAUUUAAUAUGCUACAUUAGAUAAUCAUCCAAAUGUUGUUGUCCCUUCUCUACAACUAAACACUCUUCAAAAGUGAUUGAACUGUGGGUAUAAACUGUGGGUAUUUGGAUACAUACCUAGUAUCUUGAGUACAAAAGUGCAUCUAGUUUUAAAUUGUAUAUGUGUGUGGCCCUUAUAACUAUAUAUUAUUUACUAAAAUGUAGGAACCACUUCAGCAACAAGUGGUUUUUACAGUUCUACUAGAUGAGCAUUUGCCUGAUGAGAAGUUUUGCUUAAACUUUCAACAGCAGUUUUUAUAUCAUUUUUCUUAGCAGCGAUACAAUUAUGCAAAACAAACAAAAAUCUUUCCAUAAGGCAGCAAAGCUUUUACACAUACUACAAUGUUGAGAAUUAUAUGUUAACAUGGAAUGGUUACUUUUUUCUGAAAAAAUGAUCAGAUAGAUGCAAUUUAUGGAACUUCAAAAUGUUCAAGCAUUUUGUGUAUAUUAAUAUGCUGCUUAUUCCAUAUCAAGCUGCUUUGAUAGUGUCACCUGUAUAUGUAUGAUAGCUCUUCUCUGAUAUACUAAAAUGAGUGUAUUUAUGAUUGAUUCUUCCUCCUUCACAAAGGAAUAACUUAUUUAGAUUUCAGAGAAGAGGUCAUAGUUUCAUAUCAGACAGCAUUUUUCCACAGUAACUUGAAGGAGGUAUGAUCAGAAAGUAACCACCAAUCGUGUAUAUAGUAAGAUCAAUUGUGACAAGACUAUUAAUUAUUUGUCUAAUAAUAUGUGAGUAUAGUACAGCUGAGAGAAAAAUAUAAUUGAUAUAUACAUACCUAAACUGGUCUAAGCACCAUGGGCAUAAGAUGUAUCUUAGACCAUGGGCAUAAGAUGUAUCUAUUAAAGGAGCCAAAAUGCAGAUCUAACAUGCAGUGUUGGAUUGUCAAGUGAUGAAUAUGGAUUUGUGAUAUCUGUUUUACAAGGAACAAUGUUCUUAUUGUAUGGGAUAUUAAAUAAUAUGGGCCUUUGUUUUUACUACCAAUUCUGAACUGUAACACGUUAUGUAUCCCAGUGUGAUGAUUUCUUAAAGGUGUGAAAUUUGUAGCAUGACUGUAUAAAGUUCCAAACUUCUUGUUCUUUCAAUGAGCAAUAGCACUGAUUUAUGUUCCACUCCCAAGUAUUGCAUAUAUUUUCUAAACCAAUAUUGUUAGGCAAAAUUGUUACUAAUCUUAUCUUUAUGUGGCAGACAAUGGUUAAUAUUGAAAUAUUUUGAUUUUUAUGGAAAAAUACAUGAAAUGGAUUUUAUCUUGAUUUAGAACACUAAUUUCUGAAUUGUAUUGACAUGCUGUACAAAUUUUAAACAGUUUUUUAAGGAGUUUGAAGUAGAAUGCUGGAAUUUUUAAAUUGUCAAUCUUGCUUCCUCUGCAUAUUUUGGUUUGUUCCAUUCCUACUUCCUUAUGUGAAUUCUGCCUUUCUUACGUUUUAAUAAAAUGGAACAUUUCUAAAUUA
Molecule: messenger RNA, 3261 nt
Organism: Pseudonaja textilis
Lineage: Eukaryota; Metazoa; Chordata; Lepidosauria; Squamata; Elapidae
Gene: DCAF7
Product: DDB1 and CUL4 associated factor 7
Molecular function (GO): protein binding
Source: RefSeq, a predicted model, not a curated record